Molecule: messenger RNA, 10693 nt
Organism: Drosophila mojavensis
Lineage: Eukaryota; Metazoa; Arthropoda; Insecta; Diptera; Drosophilidae
Gene: Itpr
Product: inositol 1,4,5-trisphosphate receptor
Exons: 20
Coding region: 1140-9731 (2863 amino acids)
Biological process (GO): calcium ion transmembrane transport
Cellular component (GO): endoplasmic reticulum; membrane
Molecular function (GO): inositol 1,4,5 trisphosphate binding; inositol 1,4,5-trisphosphate-gated calcium channel activity
Source: RefSeq, a predicted model, not a curated record
CGCUCAGUCUUCAUCGUUGUCGCGUGUCGCUUUGCCGCGCGAGUUUGCUUAUCGCGGAACACUACGCAGGCGAAAUUAAACGAAAAUAAUAUAAUCCCAAUCUUAAAUCGGAUUUAAUCAUCUUUAAGCUACCGAUUUGUGUUUAAAUUGAUUGGAAAAGUGUGUGGCCUUGUAGGAGGUUAAGCGGCGCAUAUAGGCGUGAUCAGAAAUAUGCAUGGAAAUGUGUGAAAAUCGUAAUUGAAAAUAGUCCAUUGUGUUUGCUUGCGCUAACGCUGACGCAGACGUUGACGUCGUCGUCCUCUGCUGCGACCAGAGUCUUAAAAGUUGCCUUUUGGCGUUGUCGCGUUGUUAUUACCGCUGCAACAGCGGCUUGUGGGCGCGGGGGCGUAAUUGUUGACGUUGCUCUGAGCGUAUAUUUUAUGUUUCGCCUUCUUCUGCUGCCCCGUACGCGGAAUUGUCGCGUGUAUUUUUUUCCUUCUCUUCUGCGUUUGCGUUUACGUUUACGUAUUGACAGUAACUGCGGCGAGCGCGUCGCUGCUCAAACAUUGUUAUUGUUAUUAUUGUUUGCGGUCGGUCGCCGUUUUUGUUUCUGUUUCUGCUUCGGCAUCUGCUUGUGCCGCUGCUAUUGCUAUUCAGCUUCCCCUUUUGCGCUUUUGUGGUUAAGUGCGCGUACUCAAGGUGAAAAAUAUAUUGAGUUCUUUCAAGUGCCAUUUCGAGUGUGUGUGGCCAUAAAAUUUAAUUUGCAAUCAAAUUAUUCGAUUUACGGUCAGUGAGUGAGUGCUUUUGCUCCCAUAUUCAUAGACAUUCAUACAUACAUAUGUAUGUAUAUACCGCUGUGCCGAAGAUCGAUCUGAUGAAUCAGCUAUUAUAAUGUGUAAACAUUCUGAUGCCAGCGAAUCUCUAAAGCGCCAAACAGUUUAGAUUCAAACUGAUAAUUCACACACUGCGACAACAAGGACAGCGACAAAUCUUUGCAAUUAACUCGCAUAACCGGCCACAGACAAAAGCAAAGGGGCAAGAGCAAAGUCCUAGAGAGCAGGCGGAUACCACCCACCGUCAAUCCGCACACACCCACACAUACACAUUCAUUCGCCCACACACAACAGUAGGACACGUUGCUUCGGCCCACACGCAGCAACAUGGGCGACAAUAUAAUUGGCUCGGCGAGCUUCCUUCACUUGGGCGACAUUGUUUCCCUCUAUGCGGAGGGCAGCGUUUGCGGCUUCUUGAGCACACUCGGUCUGGUGGACGAUCGAACCGUCGUUUGCCCCGAGGCCGGAGAUUUGAGUUGCCCGCCCAAGAAGUUUAGAGAUUGCCUUAUCAAAAUAUGUCCCAUGAACCGUUACUCUGCUCAGAAGCAGUUCUGGAAGGCAGCCAAACAGUCGGCCAGCUCCAACACAGAUCCCAAUCUGCUGAAGCGUUUGCAUCAUGCCGCUGAAAUCGAGAAGAAGCAGAAUGAAACGGAGAACAAAAAGCUGCUGGGCACAUUCAUACAGUACGGGCGCGCCGUGGUGCAGCUGCUCCACUUGAAGUCGAACAAAUAUCUGACCGUUAACAAGCGGCUGCCGUCGCUGCUGGAGAAGAAUGCGAUGCGUGUGUAUUUGGAUGCGAAUGGCAAUGAGGGCUCUUGGUUUUACAUCAAACCCUUCUACAAGCUGCGCUCCAUUGGCGACUACGUUGUGGUGGGCGACAAGGUGAUCCUCAGUCCGGUGAAUGCCGAUCAGCAGAACUUGCACGUGGCCGCAAACUAUGAGCUGCCCGACAAUCCCGGCUGCAAGGAGGUCAACGUACUAAAUUCAUCAACGUCGUGGAAAAUCUCGCUGUUCAUGGAGCACAAAGAGAACCAGGAACAUAUACUCAAGGGUGGCGAUGUGGUGCGUCUCUUUCAUGCCGAGCAGGAAAAGUUUCUAACCAUGGAUGAGUACAAGAAGCAGUACCACGUCUUCCUCCGCACCACGGGCCGCACCAGCGCCACUGCGGCGACCAGCAGCAAAGCGCUCUGGGAGAUUGAGGUGGUGCAGCACGACUCAUGUCGUGGUGGUGCCGGCGACUGGAAUUCCUUGUACCGUUUCAAGCAUCUAGCCACGGGCCACUAUCUGGCUGCCGAAGCCGAGUCCGAUGUAGUUGCUGGGACGAACGCUGCAAACGGCCAUGAGUCUUUGUUGGGCGACUGCAGCAAGGACUCGGGGCUCAGCUCUACCAUGAACUCCACUCUAAAUGACAAACCGAAGGGCAAACUGUAUCGCUUAGUCUCAGUGCCAUAUUCGGCUGAUAUAGCCUCUGUGUUUGUGCUGGACGCUACAACAAUGGCUCGGCCGGAUAGCCUGGUGCCGCAGUCCAGUUAUGUGAGACUGCAGCACAUUUGCUCCAACACCUGGGUGCACGCGACGUCGAUACCCAUCGAUGCGGAUGACGAUAAGCCGGUCAUGUCGAAGGUGUGCUGCUCGCCCAUCAAGGAGGACAAGGAGGCCUUUGCACUGAUCCCCGUGUCGCCGGUGGAAGUUCGUGAUCUAGACUUUGCUAACGAUGCGUGCAAGGUGCUGGCCAUGGUGACCAGCAAGCUGGAUAACGGCAGCAUAUCAAUCAAUGAGCGGCGAGCUCUGAUCUCGCUGCUGCAAGACAUUGUGUACUUCAUAGCCGGCAUGGAGAAUGAGCAGAACAAGACUAAGGCACUCGAAUUUACCAUUAAGAACCCCAUACGCGAUCGACAGAAGCUGCUGCGCGAGCAGUAUAUCCUAAAGCAGCUGUUCAAAAUAUUGCAAGGACCCUUUCAGGAGCACAGCGCUGGCGAUGGACCAUUCCUGCGGUUGGACGAGCUGAGCGAUCCCAAGAAUGCCCCGUACAAAAAUAUCUUCCGACUUUGCUAUCGCAUUUUGCGGCUCUCGCAGCAAGACUAUCGCAAAAACCAGGAGUACAUUGCCAAGCACUUUGGUCUGAUGCAGAAGCAGAUCGGCUACGAUAUCCUUGCUGAAGACACAAUCACCGCACUGCUGCACAACAAUCGGAAGCUGCUGGAGAAGCACAUUACGGCAGCUGAGAUCGAGACCUUUGUGGGUCUUGUGCGCAAGAACAUGAACAACUGGGACUCGCGUUUCCUCGACUAUCUCUCCGACCUGUGCGUCUCGAAUCGCAAGGCUAUCGCUGUCACCCAGGAGUUGAUCUGCAAGAGCGUGCUUAGUGAUAAGAAUGUUGACAUUCUGAUCGACACACAGGUCAAGGCGCUUCGUGGCGGCAACUCAGUGCGCUGCUACAAGGGCGCCUCCGAGGAUGUGUGCCUGUCUACGCUUACCGAGGUUGCCGGCGAUGACGAGGAUCGCUCCGACGUGCAGUCUACCUCCACCUCGACCACAUGGGACAGUGCGAGUCUGAACGAUGACGAGAGUGUGCUGCCGGGCGAGAAGUACGAAAUACAUUUGCAAUGGAAGGGCCAACCGUCAUCGCGCUCCAUGGCCGAUCUGGCCAACUGCGUGGCCGAGGGUUGCGAGCAGGAGACGGCUAUUUUGAACUACUAUCGUCAUCAGCUGAAUCUGUUCUCGAACAUGUGCCUGAAUCGUCAGUACUUGGCUCUAAAUCGGUUGUCGCCCCAAUUGGAUAUUGAUUUGAUAUUAAAAUGCAUGUCUGAUGAAACGAUGCCCUAUGAGCUGCGUGCCUCGUUUUGCCGUCUGAUGCUGCACUUGCAUGUGGAUCGAGACCCGCAGGAGCCAGUCACGCCCGUGAAAUACGCCCGACUGUGGAGUGAAAUACCCUCCAAAAUGUCCAUUAUGGACUAUGAUGGCAAGAAUCUUCAGCCGGAUCAGAACAAACAGGCCUGUCGAGCCAAAUUCAACACGACUAUCGCCUUUGUGGAAAACUAUUUGUGCAAUGUGGCCACCAAGGUGUGGCUAUUCACGGAUCAGGAGCAGAACAAGCUGACCUUUGAGGUGGUUAAACUGGCCAGGGACUUGAUAUACUUUGGCUUCUACAGCUUUAGCGAUCUGCUGCGCUUAACGAAGACUCUGCUCUCCAUUCUGGACUGCGUGUCCGAGACGACAACCGGAGGCUCCUUCGUCAAUACGGAUAUCGAUUCUGUCGAAGAGGAGACGAGCAAUAAUGCUGAGGGCGGCGUGCUACGCUCCAUUGGUGACAUGAGCACGGUGAUGACUUCGCUGGCGUUGGGCUCCGUUGGCCAAGCGAUUGCAGCGCCUUCCAUAGCACUUCAACAGCGCAAGUCCGUGUCGCAACUUAUGAAGGAAUAUCCGCUAGUCAUGGACACCAAAUUGAAGAUCAUUGAAAUACUUCAGUUCAUCUUGGACGUGCGCCUAGACUAUAGGAUCAGCUGCCUGCUCUCAAUAUUUAAACGCGAGUUCGACGAAUCCGAAGUGGUUACUCAAGCCCCACCAACUGGUGCAAAUGAGGAGCAGAACCAGCAGACCACACCUGGCAGCACAGGCACCACUGACGCAGAGCAAAUUGCCGCUGCAGAGGCUGCCAUGGCUGCAGCGGCAGCUGCAUCUGCAGCAGCGGCCCGUCAGAAGAAUAUCGAUCUGGAAUCCAUUGGCAUACAGGCGGAGGGCAUCUUCGACUGUGAGCGCAGUGAUGCGGCCAACUUGGAUCUGGAUGGUCAAGGAGGACGCACAUUUCUGCGCGUCCUGCUGCACCUAAUCAUGCACGACUAUGCACCACUUGUGUCUGGCGCUCUGCAUCUGCUUUUCCGACACUUUAGCCAGCGCCAAGAGGUGUUGCAAGCCUUCCGACAGGUGCAACUGCUCGUCUCGGACAGUGAUGUGGAGUCCUAUAAGCAGAUCAAAUCCGACCUGGACAUAUUGCGCCAGAGUGUGGAGAAGUCCGAGCUGUGGGUGUACAAGGCCAAGGCAACGGAUGAGCUGGGUGGCACGGAUGCAGCAGGCGGUGCGGAUAAUCUGGAAUACGAUGCCACGCUCUCGCCAGAGCAACGCAGCGAAUAUCAAAAGGUCAAAGAGAUCCUCAUUCGCAUGAACAAGUUCUGCGUUACGGAUGGUGCGUACUCCUUUAUAUUCUUACCUCUUAUAUUACUCAUGCUCGAACAUCUCAAUUCAGGUCCCAUUGUCAAGCCGCGCAAGCACGAGCAGCGCCUACUUCGCAAUGUAGGCGUGCACACAGUUGUCCUGGAUUUGCUACAGAAUCCAUAUGACGAGAAGGACGAUGUGCUGAUGAAGGAGCUGAUGUGCCUGGCGCAUGAAUUCCUACAGAACUUCUGCCUAGGCAAUCAGCAGAAUCAAGUGCUGCUGCACAAUCAUCUUGAUUUGUUCCUCAAUCCAGGCAUUCUCGAGGCGAAAACAGUCUGCGCCAUCUUCAAGGACAACUUGGCGCUUUGCAAUGAGGUGACGGACAAAGUGGUGCAACACUUUGUGCACUGCAUCGAGAUCCACGGCCGACAUGUGGCAUAUUUGCAGUUCCUGCAGACCAUCGUCAAAGCAGAGAACCAGUUCAUACGCAAGUGUCAGGACAUGGUCAUGCAGGAGCUCAUCAAUGCCGGCGAGGACGUGUUGGUGUUCUACAACGACAAGACCUCGUUCCACCACUUUGUGCAAAUGAUGCAGCAGCAGCAGCAGCAACGUGGUCAACAGCUCAGAGACGACAGUCCGCUGAAAUAUCAUGUGGAAUUGGUGAAGCUACUCGCCUGCUGCACCAUGGGCAAGAACGUCUACACGGAGAUCAAGUGCAAUAAUUUGCUGUCGCUGGACGACAUUGUGACCAUCAUAUGCCAUCCGUUGUGCAUUCCCGAGGUCAAGGAGGCGUAUGUGGACUUCCUCAAUCAUUGUUAUAUUGAUACCGAAGUGGAGAUGAAAGAGAUCUAUGCCUCCGGUCACAUGUGGAGUCUGUUCGAAAAGAGUUUCCUGGUGGACCUUAAUCUGUUGAUAUCAAACACCUCAGCCACCGCUAACAAGACACUGCUGGCCUAUGUACUGAAUGGUGUGACCAAUUUGCUGAGCAGCUUCUUCUCCAGCCCCUUCUCCGACCAGAGCACAAUAGUUCAGUCGCGGCAGGUGAUCUUUGUGCAACUACUGCAGGCCGUUUACCGGCUUACUCAAUGCAAGUGGCUAUCAUUGGCGGAUCGUUUCAACGUAGAAAACUGCAUCCGUACUCUGACAGAAUCAGCCAAGAUGCGCAGCAUUGUGCUGCCCUUGGAGCUGGAGCAGCAGGUGACUAAUAUGUCUAGCAAAACUGCAAUGCUAACACGACAGACGACCAAGUGGCUGCUGGCCUCCAAGCAGCCCAAGUAUGAUACUCAGCAGUCGGCCCAUCUGAUGCGCUGGGAUCGCUCCAUCAUUGAGGGAUUGCAGGACAUUGUCUCGCUGUUGGAGGAUCAACUGAAGCCGGUCGUCGAGGCGGAGCUUUCAUUACUAGUCGACAUACUUUAUCGCUCCGAACUGCUUUUCCCUGCGGGUACCGAGGCGCGUAAGCGCUGCGAGAGUGGAGGCUUCAUACGCAAGCUAAUCAAGCACACAGAGAAGUUGCUGGAGGAGAAGGAGGAGCGCAUGUGUGUGAAGGUGUUGCGCACUCUACGCGAAAUGAUGGCUAUUGAUGUCAACUAUGGCGAAAAGGGAGAUGCCCUACGUCAAACACUUCUGCUGCGCUACUUCCAGUGCAAGAGUGCGCCAAAGCUGGAGGAGGAGCACCCACAACUGCCGACGGGCGUGGCGGCUGCUGCAGCUUUGGCCGCGGCGGCCGCCUCCGACCCGGCCAAGCAAUUGCAUUUGGUGACCCACGGACCUGGUGCCAAGUAUCUGGCGCGUGCGGACAAGACGCUGCACGAAAUGCAGAAUCACCUGGAUCGCGAGGGUGCCUCCGAUUUGGUAGUAGAGUUGGUCAUCAAAUCGGUGCAUUCACCCAACAUCUUUGUGGAGGCCGUGGAGCUAGGCAUAGCAUUGCUCGAGGGCGGAAAUCCCAUUAUACAGAAGGGCAUGUUCCAGAAGUUCCUCAGCGAUGAUCUAAAUCAAGCGUUCUUCAAGGUCUUCUUUGAGAAAAUGAAGGAUGCACAGCAGGAAAUUAAGUCGACGGUCUCCGUCAACACUACAGAUAUAGCAGCCAAAGCGCACGAGCAUAAGCAAGAUACCAACAUGGAGCUAGACAAAAUCUCGCGCAAGCACGGCCUCAAGAGCAAUGGGGUUGUCAUCACGGACGAGCUCAAACGGGAGCUGCACAAUGCAGGCCUGGCCACAGCACGCGCCUACGGCAACGCGCGCAACAUACACUCGGGCGAGGAGAGCUCAGCGAUCAGUGUGAAUAGUCCGCUGGAGGACAUACUAGCCGAAAAGUUGGAGAAGCAUCGAGACAGCAAGGAGCAGCGCAACCAGCUGUCGAACAAGGUGCUCGUCAUGCAGCCCAUUCUGCGCUUUCUGCAAUUGCUUUGUGAGAACCACAAUCCAGAUCUGCAGAAUCUGCUGCGGAAUCAGAACAACAAAACCAAUAAUAAUCUCGUGUCCGAAACACUCAUGUUCCUCGACUGCAUCUGCGGCUCCACCACGGGUGGCCUGGGUCUACUCGGCCUCUACAUCAAUGAGCACAAUGUGGCUUUGAUUAAUCAAACUCUGGAGACACUCACCGAGUACUGCCAGGGGCCGUGCCACGAGAACCAGAACUGCAUUGCCACCCACGAGUCGAACGGUUUGGAUAUCAUCACGGCUUUGAUAUUGAACAACAUAAAUCCGUUGGGGGAGAAUCGCAUGGAUCUGGUGCUGGAGCUGAAGAACAAUGCCUCCAAACUGUUGCUGGCCAUUAUGGAGAGUCGUGGCGACAGUGAGAAUGCGGAGCGCAUACUCUACAACAUGAAUCCCAAGCAACUGGUCGAGGUAGCCUGCAAGGCCUACCACCAGGAAGAACUCAUUGACGAGCAGGAUGAUGGAGAUGAGCCGAGUGCCGCCACAGAUGACGACGAUGCAACGGUCAGUCCCCGCGAAGUGGGCCACAACAUUUACAUACUUUGCCAUCAGCUAGCACAGCACAAUAAGGAGCUGGCGGCCUUGCUCAAGGCCUCUGAAGAUCCGCAGUCGGCCAGCUUCGACGCGAAAACCAGUCAAGCUCUCAUGUACUACGCAACACAUACGGCACAAAUCGAGAUUGUUCGCAAUGACCGCACACUGGAGCAAAUUGUAUUCCCCAUACCUGAAAUUUGUGAAUAUUUGACAACAGACACGAAAAUCAAAAUACUUAAUACUGCGGAACGCGAUGAUCAGGGCUCCAAAGUAGCCGACUUCUUUGACAAGGCCGAGGAGAUGUUUAACGAAAUGAAGUGGCAGAAGAAACUGCGAAGUCAGCCGUUGCUCUUCUGGAUCAGCAGCUACAUGUCGCUAUGGAGCAAUAUACUAUUCAAUUGCGUUGUGGUAAUCAAUAUGAUCGUGGCUUUCUUCUAUCCUUUCGACAAUACUGUACCAGAGCUCAGUUCGCACAUUUCCCUGCUAUUCUGGGCCAUUUUGAUAUUCUCAUUGAUUAUAGUCAUUACGCUGCCGCGUGAGUCAGGCAUACGCACUUUCAUUGGCUCCGUAAUUCUUCGUUUUAUAUUUGUACUUGGGCCAGAAUCCACACUCUGUUUGCUGGGCGUUGUUACGGUUACGCUUAAGAGCGUGCAUAUUGUGAGCAUAAUGGGCAACAAGGGCACGUUAGAGAAGCAUUUUCUGAAGAUCAUCACCGACUUUCAGCUGCUCUAUCAUUGCAUUUAUAUAGCAUUUUGUUUCUGCGGACUUAUUUUCCAUCCAUUCUUCUACUCACUGCUGCUGUUUGAUGUUGUCUACCGAGAAGAGACGCUGGUCAACGUGAUUCGCUCGGUUACACGUAACGGUCGCUCCAUUGUUUUGACCGCCGUUCUGGCAUUGAUUUUGGUUUAUCUAUUCUCUAUAAUUGGCUACAUGUUCUUCAAAGAUGAUUUUCUCGUUCCGGUGGACUAUGAAGAGCAGGAAGCCGGGUCGGCUGCUGGCCCUUUGACUUUAUCGGUGCCAGCGUCUGCGGAUCAGUUCUGUGCCAUGCCAGAUGAACAUGGCAGCUGUGAGGGUAGUACUAAGCAGAAUGGACCUGCAACUGUCAUUGCCAGCGGAGAAGUGAAGGAACGCUCGUGUGACUCACUGGUCAUGUGCAUUGUAACGACACUAAAUCAAGGCCUACGAAAUGGUGGGGGCAUUGGCGAUAUUCUAAGAGCACCCUCGAGCAAGGAGGGUCUUUUUGUGGCGCGCGUCAUCUACGAUCUACUGUUCUUCUUCAUUGUCAUUAUUAUCGUGUUGAACCUGAUCUUUGGUGUCAUUAUCGACACAUUUGCCGAUCUGAGAUCGGAAAAGCAGCAAAAAGAGGCUAUACUCAAGACAACCUGUUUCAUCUGUUCGCUCAAUCGUUCAGCCUUCGACAACAAGACAGUCAGCUUUGAGGAGCACAUCAAGAGCGAGCACAAUAUGUGGCACUACCUGUACUUCAUAGUGCUGGUCAAGGUCAAGGAUCCCACAGAGUUCACAGGCCCCGAGAGCUAUGUAUACGCCAUGGUUAAGGCAGGCAUUUUGGAAUGGUUCCCAAGGCUACGCGCCAUGUCGUUGGCUGCAGUGGAUGCUGAUGGCGAGCAGAUCGAGCUACGUAGCAUGCAGGCACAGCUCUUGGAAACGCAACUCCUAAUCAAGAAUCUAUCGACGCAGCUGCACGAGCUCAAAGACCACAUGACAGAGCAGCGCAAACAGAAGCAGCGGCUAGGACUGCUCAACACUACAGCUAAUUGCCUAUUGCCGUUUCAGUGAGGCGCAGAUUUGGAAAAAAUGAGUCAAGGCUAUGCCGAACGGCUAGUCAACUAAAUUUAUUGAGUUCUCGACAUUCCCUCGUGUAGAUCAUGCACUACAUAUGCUGUUAACGUAAAAGUAUUGACACGAAUUCCACAGUAACUUUUUAAAAUCUCGUAGAAUCAGGAUCUUUGAACAUAUUUACAAUUUCGUUAAUUAUCCAAUUAUAUUUGCACUCGAAAGGAGAACGUUUACUGCUCCGCUCCAUACUAUUCUAUCUAUCACCGCUGAUGUGAUAGUUACUUGAUUUUGAUAUAUACCUUAAUAUUGUAUUAGAUUCGAUUUUUCAACAAAAGGUUUGCUCAUUAAAGAAGUUAAGACUCUCGACCAUUUCCAAAUAAAAUCAACGUCAAAUAUAAACUUACAGAAAUAAGAACACUCUUAGAAACUUAUAUAUAUAUAUACACGUAUAGUGAAUUCACUCAGAGAACUUAGGGCUGUUGAACUGUUGUUUAGUGGAUUUCUUGAUCCGCAUUUUCACAAAUUUAGAGAUGUUGUUUCCCUAUCUAUGUACAUCUAUCUAUCCACCUAUCUCUAUAUCUAUACACAUGUUUACACCUGUUAACUGUUUCAAUUAAAUCUGAUCGCAAAGCGAAUUCAAAAAAUUUACUUAACUGUUCUUAUGCGCUGUUUCACGUUACUUAACAGCUACAAUAAUUUGGACUUUUAUAGAGUAAUAAUAAUUGAUAAUGAUAAAUGGAUUUAUUGUAUCACAUUUUCAUUUAAAACUAACUAAUUAUUGUGAUUAUACUUUCCCUUGUUUUAAUCUUUUCGAAUUGUUUACCCUGUACUCGAUGUGAGUUUUGUUGGUUAAUUAUUUUUAUAAGCUAACAUUUAAUUAUCCUUAGUGAAUCUAUUCUAAAGUUAAGCUACUUUUAAUGUAUAAAGUAAAUCAAAAUAAAGUGAAGUAAAAUUGAAAAUAA